Molecule: messenger RNA, 510 nt
Organism: Aureobasidium pullulans EXF-150
Lineage: Eukaryota; Fungi; Ascomycota; Dothideomycetes; Dothideales; Saccotheciaceae
Exons: 3
Coding region: 1-510 (169 amino acids)
Source: RefSeq, a predicted model, not a curated record
AUGUUCACUCUUCGUCAAUCACUUGGUGCUCUUGCGGCACUCGCAGCUGCUCCUCUUGUCUUUGCUGUUCCCAUCACCACAUUCUCGCGCAUCGGUGCUUCAUCGAACGGCAUGGAUAUCUCGAAGCUCCAGCUCCACGCUGCCAUGUCUCCUGGACACUUGACUGAGAACACAACGAUGAGCUUCGUGGUCGACACCCACGACAUGAAGACCAUCUGCUUCGGAUCAUGGGCACCAGAAGGACCCUACCCGGAAGGCGAAUAUAUUCCCUGCCAAAACAGCAGUCUAGGCUGGAACUUCAAGGAAGACACAUACAAGGGGUUGAACCAAUUCACCCUGCAAAUGGAAUACAGCUACGAAGAUGACUCUGUCGGUGAAUAUCCCUACAACAGAGUCACAGAAUUCAGUCACGCAAACAUCACACAAGCCAACAUCGACUGCACCACAGACAGCUGCCAACAAUGCACAAACAGCACCAUCACCGCUAUCGUGUAUGCCUCCAUUGCUUGA